Molecule: messenger RNA, 492 nt
Organism: Glycine soja
Lineage: Eukaryota; Viridiplantae; Streptophyta; Magnoliopsida; Fabales; Fabaceae
Exons: 2
Coding region: 1-492 (163 amino acids)
Source: RefSeq, a predicted model, not a curated record
AUGGUAUUAGAAGAGGGGAAGGUGAAGAUCGAGAAGUUCAAUGGUAGAGAUUUCAGCUUUUGGAAGAUGCAGAUAGAGGAUUAUCUAUAUCAGAAGAAGCUGUAUCAGCCCUUAUCAGGGGUUAAGCCAGAAGACAUGAAGCAAGAAGAAUGGAACUUGCUAGAUCGACAGGCUCUUGGCGUGAUCAGAUUGACAUUAGCCAAGAACGUCGCGUUCAACAUCGUGAACGAGAAGACUACUGCAGGCUUAAUGAAGGCAUUAUCAGAUAUGUACGAGAAGCCGUCAGCAACCAACAAAGUAUACUUGAUGCGCCGGUUGUUCAACCUCAAGAUGGGAGAAGUUAGUAGUUCUACAAGGGAGAACACAUUAAAGCUUAGUGACAUCCGUGACUUGAUCUUGAGCGAAGAUGUUCGCAAGAGAGAUUCAGGAGAAUCUUCCAGUCAUGUUUCCAAUUCAGCAUUGAAUACUGAAGGCAGGGGAAGGACUACCUAG